AUGAUUGUUAUUUUAGAGGCGAACGAAAGUUUUGGUGCUCAAUGGACGGCUUAUGCAGCAAUUACUUGUCUAGUAUUGACUGUGAUCUUGUGUACAUUGCUAUUCUUCAAAUUCACAAAUAAUGUAAAAAUUGCGUUAAUCCUGAUAGGAUUCAUAAUUGUAUUAUGGUCUGCAGCUAUCUGUUUUAUGUGUUGCCGAGAGCCUUAUUUUAACUAUUACUUGUUCUUGGGCUUCGUUAUUCUGGAAGAUUUUUCAACAAUUAUCGCCUGCAUCUAUGUCAAAAGAUUCAAACUAGUGGUGAUAAUAGUUCUGAUAUCUUUAUCGACGGCUUUUCUGAUAACUGGAGCAGUUUUAUUCUUUUUAGAUAUGAUUGAGCUGAAAUAUUCUAUAUUGAUUGGCGGCUUUUGGAACACUACCGUAGCUUUAUUGGCUCUAGUUUUUGCCAGCUCAUUGAAAUAA
This is a messenger RNA of Trichobilharzia szidati, 459 nucleotides long. The record is from the annotation of a GenBank genome assembly. Lineage: Eukaryota; Metazoa; Platyhelminthes; Trematoda; Strigeidida; Schistosomatidae.